CAGACCGACCCACCAACCCAUUGCAGUAAACAAAAUGGCUCGCUCGUUCUCACUCACAACGGGUUUUCUCCUCAUUUCCCUCUAUAUCUGCUCCGCCGCUUCACACAAACCCAAUGCACCUCACGAUCUGGUACGUUCAUCUUGCGUUCACGCCAGAUACCCAGAUCUCUGCCUCCGCACCCUCUCUUCAUUCGUGGGCCCCACCAAUACACCACGCGAUUUGGCCCAAGCGGCAGUCAGCGUCAGCCUCACUCGCGCACGGAGAGUCUCAAGUUACCUGACCACCGUCUGGGGUUUCAAGUCGAAGCGCGAGCGAGUCGCGCUGAGUGACUGCGUUCAAGAGAUAUCUGACUCGGUGGACCAGCUGAGCAGGACGCUUAACGAGUUGAAGCACCUCGGUGGCGCGAAGUUCCAGUGGCAGGUCAGUAAUGCGGAGACGUGGGUUAGUGCGGCCUUGACUAACGACGAGACGUGUCUCGAUGGAUUUCACGACGUGGAAGGGAAGGUUAAGGAAGAUUUGAAGAGUAAGAUUACGAAUUUGGCUAGGGUUACUAGUAAUGCCUUGUACAUGAUCAAUCGGGUUGAUGAUGAGAGCCGAGGACAUUAAAGCGCGGCUCGGCUGUGCUUUUUUUUUUUUUUUUUUAUAUUUUGGAGCAGCAUGUAAUAAUAUUUUAUGUAU
Messenger RNA from Tripterygium wilfordii, 679 nucleotides. RefSeq names its product pectinesterase inhibitor 3-like. The record is from RefSeq and is a predicted model, not a curated record. NCBI's taxonomy places the organism in Eukaryota, Viridiplantae, Streptophyta, Magnoliopsida, Celastrales, Celastraceae. Bases 35 to 607 code for a protein of 190 amino acids. Gene Ontology annotation, molecular function: enzyme inhibitor activity. Gene Ontology annotation, biological process: negative regulation of catalytic activity. The transcript has a single exon.